This is a messenger RNA of Penicillium nucicola, 636 nucleotides long. RefSeq lists its product as uncharacterized. Lineage: Eukaryota; Fungi; Ascomycota; Eurotiomycetes; Eurotiales; Aspergillaceae. Bases 1 to 636 code for a protein of 211 amino acids. The transcript has a single exon. The record is from RefSeq and is a predicted model, not a curated record.
AUGACUGUCACCGGAAGCCGCAGCUUCGAGCUUAAGGUCACAUAUACGCCUACGAACCGUAUUAGCAAGGCCAAAAAGGGUAAGCGGGUGCAUGAUUGCCUGUUAUGCACCAAGGUAAGCCUAUUGUCACUGUUUUCCUCUGCUUGUAUCAAGCUCACGUUUCAGGUCUUUACCCGUGCUGAGCACCUUCGGCGCCACAUGAAGACGCAACACGAAAGUAUCAAGCGAUCAACAUCAUUCAACGACACUGCUAGCGACUCAUCUGUAAAUCGUCAGCCUAGUUCCCUGGACAAGCCUCCCCCACAGACCAAGCGUCCUCUCAUGCCUGCCAUGGGUAGCUUCAGCACCCCACGCACCGCUAGCAAGAUGCCUCCAAUGGGAGCUUCUAAAUCACAAGAAUCCCUGAGACUUUGCAGUGUACGAUCUGACUUCAAUCAGAACAUCGUGUCUCCACCAAUAUACUACUCAGUUCCUGUCCGACGAGAGCUCAAGUUUGAUGAGGAAGUUCCCAAGGAAUAUGGCCAAGCCUCGUUGCCGUCCCCUCGAUCGGAAACAACGAUAUCUCUCCCCUCAUCCCGAAAUUGCACCCCUGGAGACAGUCAAUUCUCUGAUAAAAGCAUACUAACGUAUAUAUGA